UCAAAUUAAGAGCAUAUAUUUCUGAUUGAUGCUCUCAGAAAUCAGUAUCCUGAUAUAUAGAAGCUCUAAUCGCCUAUAUCGAAUCCUGGCGCAAUUCAGCCGGCUUUGAAUGAUAAAAAAUGCAAAAACGCACUAUAUUCUUUAACCGAAGAAUGAAAUUGAUUAUCUAUUCUCACACAUAUCCGUUUUUGAAUUCAGACAAAGAAAAAGAAGUAAAAGAAUAUCAUAAAUUCUGAAUGAGAACAUCCGACACGCAACGCUAGAACACACAAUCCACUAAAGAAGGUCCAGUGCCGCAUCACUAUGGAUACGACUGCGUCUGCGUGUGUAACUUAAACGCGCGAAUCCCGUUGAGCAUGCUUUGUCCUCUUAUUUCCCUCUCUCUCGAACAGCAUAAUGACGAAAGCAUGAGAGAGAUAGAGGAAGGCAGAUUGUACCUGCGCGCCGGUCCAUGGCAACGUUGAGACAUCAGGAGCGUGCCAAAGCAGCUGAUGUUGGCACGAGAAAGCAGUAAUAUAACAGGUGGCUCCGCGGCGCGGCAGGUGGAUAAAUUUCUUCCUCUUUUUCGUUCGGUCCAACAACGACCAAUGUCCAUUGUUUUCUGACGUGUGCUACCUGCACGCACGAGCUUGAACGUGAACGCACAUAUACAUGUAUAGAAGGAAAGGGAUGAUACAGAUACACACGCAUACAUACAUAAGCGUCAGGUAGCACAGAGCAGCAGUAUCCCCACUAGCAGCAACAGUGUCAUUAGCAAGCACCAGUUUCAGCAAGACAUCAGCACGGUCGAACGAGCACAUCGUUGGUCCAUUGGCGGCGCAGGUUGUUCGACAUCGAAAAAUGACACGUUCGGGUGCGAAGUACCAAGGCUUCUUGUUGCGGUAAAAAUUCAUCACUGUGCAGUGCGAUAGGACGCGAUCCACUGUACUCGUGUCGCGUUUUAUCGUGCUUUCUUAGCUGGCUUUGUCUACUCCGCGAGGUUAUAAUAAUAUUCUCUAAGGUGGUUUUUACGCGCGCAUGAAGGGCCGCGGAUGCGGGAGAAUAAAGAGUGAGACAAUGCCGCCGUCGUCGCAUACGAACUGGACGAAACCGUUGCUGAAGGGCGGCCAAAUGAUGCAGAUGCAGGUAAAACGAGUUACUGGAAACGGACAGAAUCAAAAUUCGAACGGGAACAGCAACGAUAGCAGUGGCAUCCCGCACGAUCGGAGAAUCAAGGUGGUCCUGGUGGGCGACGGUGCUGUCGGGAAGACUAGCUUAGUCGUCUCCUACUCGACGAAUGGAUUUCCUGGCGAAUACGUACCCACCGCUUUUGAUAAUUACAAAGUUGUGGUUAAUGUUGAUGGACAACCUGUAAAUGUUCAACUUUGUGACACUGCCGGACAAGAUGACUUUGAUCCCUUGAGAUCACUCUGCUAUCCAGAAACAGAUGUAUUUUUAGUAUGCUUUAGUGUUGUAUGUCCAUCUUCUUACCAUAGUGUCGCAUCAUGGUGGAUCAACGAAGUUCGAAAAUACUGCCCAAAUGCUCCAAUAAUUUUAGUAGGAACAAAAAGUGACCUAAGAUCGGAUGUUCGUCUGAUGCUACAAUUAGCAAGAUAUGGUCAAGCACCAAUCACAACAGCUCAAGGUCAUCAGUUAGCUCAAAGAUUAGGUGCAGUAAGUUAUGUGGAAACAUCUGCGUUAACUCACCAUGACUUAAAGGAGGCUUUUGAUCAAGCGAUCGUUAGUGCUCUCAAUGCAAGACGCGGAGGUAUCGGCUUAAUAUGCAGACGCCGAAAACCUCCAUCGUUAUGGCGUAGAUGGUUAUGUUGUUUAGAAAGACCACAGUCAAACGAUGCGUAGAUUUUAUUCUUAAGACUCUCUAGAAUGACUCUGUGAUCAUAAGCAUAAGCUGCCUUGCUGUAGGAACUAUCAUGCAUGGAUUUAAUGGUAUUGUUACAAACUUCUUACAGUUUGUAAUUUGACUGUUAAGACCAUAAUUGAUUGUCCUGGAAUAAUUCCUCAAGCCCGUAGCGGCGUAAUUUAUUAUAAUAUUAAUUCUAUUUUUGUUGCUAGAAUAUAAUUGGCAGCUCGCUGGUUGUGAUUUUAUAUCUGUAAUUCUUGGACAUUAUUUUAAUUACUUAUAAGAUUCGUUGCACUCAAACUGUUAUGAUCAUUGAAUUGUUUAUAUCGUAUCACAUAAGAUAAAAAUUGAAGAUUAGCAUUACUCUCAUUUUAUUUAUAAUUAUUUGAAAGACUUUUAAUAUAAUGUUAUUGCGAAAGAAUUGUCAUUUUCAUUAUAUUGAAGUAACUUUAAAGCAUCACAAAAAAGAAAUCAAAAAAUAUUAUAUUUAAAACUUAAAUAUUAUUAGACAAAUAUCAGUCUAUGCAUAAAAAAUCACAUUUUUUUAGUACACAUACUAUAUACAUCAAUUAUUCAUAAUGAAAAUUUUUUGCAUGAAUCAUAUUUAUAUUGAAUCAUAUAUAAGAGUCAACCAUGAUGAUCAUUAUUGGUUAGAAUGUCAUAAGAAACAUACUAUUAAUGAUAUUCGAAGUUAUUAUUUUCAAUAAUAACGAUGUGAAAACCUUAGGAAUUGCUGUAAUUCUGGAAAUUACAAUUUUGCUAAGACAUAUAGUAAAUUCAGCAAACAGACUAAACCAAAAGUGUGAUCGAUAUAUUUUGUAUCCAGUUCAACUAUAGCAUGUAUUAUUCGUGUUAUAGGCAAUGUAUGUUAAUAUUUAGUAGACAGGUAUCGAUAACAGAAAAUCCUAUAAAAUAAAUUAUAGUAUUACGAAUUUUUACACGAUAUAGUUACGCUUGUGUUAAAUCCUCAUAGAUAGAGGAAAAGGUAGACAAAUUUUUGGCCAAUUCUUGUAAGAGUGCCUCAAAAUACCUUACUUGCACAUAGGAAUUAAUGUUUCACACAAUUUUAUAAACUCUUUUUACAUAAAUUUUAAAACGAUUUAUGUAAGACUAAAAACCAUUUCUUAUUUGUUUUAUAACUAUUCGUCACAUGCAUGCAACAUUAGGCUCACAUUCUGUCUGUGAUUAUACAUCAAAAAAAUCUGCAGACCUAUAUCUACGCAAUAUGUACAAAAUAUUGGUCAUAUUUGCAAUAUAGCUGAGAGACUAUGUAAUAAUAGCUUUUAAAUGAUAUUGAUCAUAUACUGUAUGAAGACUAACAGAAUGCUUUAAGAAGUCUUGUUUGUUUACUGAAGUUAUCAUCAGUAUUUCUAUAAUACUCGAUGAACUUAACAAUUAUGCAAUAAAUCAACUGAUUUAGUAUUUGUGCUCAUGGGUCCUAUUAUUCUUUGCUCAUUUGAUAUAGAAAAUUAGUAUUCUGAACUACUAAACCAUAUGCAUGUAUUAAACGUUCUUGAUUGUACUUUAUAUUACUAUAAAAAAAGAGUUACACAUAUAGUUACAAAAUUAUAAUAGAUAUAUACAUAUGUGUAAUUGGUGUUUAUUAACAAUAAUUGUUUUUUUAUUUGCAUUAAUAUUUGCAAAGAAUUAAAAUAGGAGCAGUAAGAGAAAUUUGGUAUGUAUGCGGUAGCAACAUUGUUUUUAAGCAUCACAAUAUACAUCACAUUCAUAGUAAUAACAAACACAAUGUAUGAAUAUGAUAAAUGCAUAGCAUAUAUUUGGACAUGAUGAGACAUGAUGAUCUUUUAUUACUGUUUAAUAGUUGAAUUUUUCAUGAACAGUUUAUGGAUGUGAGACAAUUUUCAGCUAUGUUAAUAUUAAAUUAUUAACUAGUUCGUUACCAAUGAAGGUUUUUUAAUUACUUAUUUGGAAGCUUAUUAUUGAUCAGAAUACUUUUAUUAUUUAAAAAUUUUUUGAACAAUUAGAGACUUGUUUGAUAAAUGUUUAUAUUUCAGAUGUAAUUUUUGUAUAUUUUCAUAUUUAUAAAUGAUAUAUCCUGAUUACAAUGAUUGAUGCAUAUACUUUUUAAACAUUUUUACAAGUAGAAGUUCAAACUUUUACAAGAAAUAUAAGUAUACAAUUUUCGUAUGUUAAUUGUAUAAUAUUCAUAUUUGAUAUAGACAUAAUUACAAUAUGUUGGUGUACAAUUUUUAUAGUAUUGCUCAUUUAUUACAAAUUUUCACUGUAAAUAGUACCAUACUUAAUUGUUAUAAUUAAUGCAGGUCAUAUGUGUAUCAUAUUUAACAAAUAGUGCAAGUGUAACAAAGAAUAUUAGACUGAAGAGCCUACAUAUAUUAUAAUUAAUAAUAUUAAGUGCUUAUAUCCUGUAAUAAAGUAAAUAAUAUUUUUGUACA
This is a messenger RNA of Vespa velutina, 4254 nucleotides long. Its product is annotated as ras-related C3 botulinum toxin substrate 1-like. Gene Ontology annotation, molecular function: GTP binding; GTPase activity. Bases 1018 to 1839 code for a protein of 273 amino acids. The record is from RefSeq and is a predicted model, not a curated record. NCBI's taxonomy places the organism in Eukaryota, Metazoa, Arthropoda, Insecta, Hymenoptera, Vespidae. Gene Ontology annotation, biological process: small GTPase-mediated signal transduction. The transcript has 3 exons.